AUGGCCGUGCACCUCUUAUUGGCAUUUUCUGUGGCACUUUCGCCACGAGAGUCCAUCAUCUCCGGCCCGUCGACACCAAUGCCGCCCAGUAAAGACCCAUGGUACAGUACGCCUGAUAAUUUCGAGCAAGCUGCUCCCGGUACCAUCUUGCGCAUUCGUCAUGCACCUGGGAACCUCCCUUCUAUCGUUGGCAGCAACUGCUCUGCUGCGUACAACAUUUUGUAUCGAACCACGGACAGCCAGUAUAAACCAUCCUGGUCCGUCACGACCCUUUUCGCGCCUUCUAUUCAACCAGGCUCGACAAAUCGGCCCGGAAGCUCUGUGCUGUCUUAUCAGUUUCCUUAUAACUCGGUCGACGUGGACUCCAGUCCCAGUUAUGCAGUAUACUCGACUCCUUGGCACGAUUUGACUUACGCUCUCGGGCAUGGGUGGUUUGUCAACGUGCCUGAUUUUGAAGGGCCGCUUGCAUCUGAUGUGGCUGCAAUUGAAGAAGCACAUGCGGUUCUUGACUCCUUUCGAGCGAUAAUGGAAGCUGGAGUCGGUGUUGCACCAGAUGCACGACUAGCUCUAUGGGGUUACUCUGGGGGGUCUAUCGCAUCGGAAUGGGCUCUAGAAUUUCAGGAACAAUAUGCUCCAGAGCUCAAUAUCAUUGGCGCUGCUCUUGGAGGACUAGUCCCAAAUACGACUUAUGUCUUUGACACCGUUGGGGACACGGAGUUUGCAAGCCAUGGUAUGGCAGGCCUACUAGGGGUUACCUCGCAGUACCCAGCCGCAUACAGCUAUAUUAUAAGCCAGCUAAAGACUUCCGGCCCAUAUAACAAGACAGGGUUUCUUUCAAUCCGAAACAUGUCAUACGAACAAGCUCACGCCACAUUCGCGAAUCAGAACAUGUACGAUUAUUUUGUGGGUGGAAGGGCAGUCAUGCAGGCGCCGCUAGUCAAACGAGCGCUUCAGUUGAAUACUAUCAUGACUUACCACGGUGUCCCGCAGACACCAUUGUUUAUUUACAAGGCAAUUCACGACGAGGUUACUCCCGUCAAUCAAACAGACGACUACGUUCACAGAAGUUGCUCCCUAGGGGUAAACAUACUUUACGAAAGGAAUACUGUCGGCGGACACGAGGACGAAUUUGUCAACGGCGAAGGGCGAGCUCUCGCCUGGCUGGAGACUGUGUUGGAUGGGUCUUACGAACAGCAUCCAAUAUCUGGCUGCGAGAUACGCAAUGUAUCGGUCAGCAGUGUCAAUACAGGUAUUUACUAG
This is a messenger RNA of Talaromyces rugulosus, 1260 nucleotides long. RefSeq lists its product as uncharacterized. Gene Ontology annotation, biological process: lipid catabolic process. The coding region runs from base 1 to 1260 and encodes 419 amino acids. The transcript has a single exon. The record is from RefSeq and is a predicted model, not a curated record. Gene Ontology annotation, molecular function: triacylglycerol lipase activity. NCBI's taxonomy places the organism in Eukaryota, Fungi, Ascomycota, Eurotiomycetes, Eurotiales, Trichocomaceae.